Pelodiscus sinensis (Chinese soft-shelled turtle) is the source of this 671-nucleotide messenger RNA. The record is from RefSeq and is a predicted model, not a curated record. NCBI's taxonomy places the organism in Eukaryota, Metazoa, Chordata, Testudines, Trionychidae.
AUGAGUAGCUGACUAAUGCUGUAUGUUUGCUUUAGCACUUCUCCACGGUUGCUUUGCAUAGCAACACAACAGAAAAGCACUGGACAGAAUUUAGAAGAUGACCAGAGUCAGAGCCAGAAUGAGCCAAAGGCUGAACUGAACUCUCCUGAGAAGAUAUUAAUUGAAGAGAAAGCCAAACUUGAAGAGCAAUUAAAAGAAAUUACAGACAAGUACAAGCGAGCUCUGGCAGAUACAGAAAACUUGAGGCAAAGAAGCCAGAAAUUGGUAGAAGAAGCAAAGUUAUAUGGGAUUCAGAGCUUCUGCAAGGACUUAUUAGAAGUUGCUGACAUUUUGGAAAAAGCAACUGAGAGUGUUCCAAAAGAGGCGCUCAAGGAAGAAAACCCUCAUCUGAAGAACCUGUAUGAUGGUCUUGUCAUGACAGAAGUGCAGAUUCAAAAAGUAUUCAAAAAACAUGGCCUGCUCAAACUGAAUCCUGUUGGAGCCAAGUUUGAUCCCUAUGAACAUGAAGCUUUGUUCCAUGCUCCCAUGGAAGGGAAGGAGCCUGGCUCUAUUGCAUUAGUAUCCAAGGUUGGCUAUAAGCUGCAUGGGCGUACCUUGAGGCCUGCCUUGGUGGGGGUUGUGAAAGAAGCUUAGUGGCUCAAUUUAUAAGAAUUAAAAAUGCCAUACAACUA